This is a messenger RNA of Chelmon rostratus (copperband butterflyfish), 1844 nucleotides long. It is a transcript of the gene prkar2ab, whose product is annotated as protein kinase, cAMP-dependent, regulatory, type II, alpha, B. The record is from RefSeq and is a predicted model, not a curated record. Lineage: Eukaryota; Metazoa; Chordata; Actinopteri; Chaetodontiformes; Chaetodontidae. The transcript is spliced from 16 exons.
GUGGGUGAAAGGUCCAACAGACAGCAGUUACAGCAGCACACAGACACAUCUCACAGAGUUACAGUCGACCAGCAGAACCGAGAGUAAACAUGUCCAAACAGCCGCAGCCGAUCAGCCCUCUGAAGAACUUCUUCGCGGGAGGCUUUGGAGGGGUUUGCCUCGUCUUGGCCGGACAUCCACUCGACACGAUCAAAGUGCGUUUACAGACCCAGCCCAAACCCAAACCUGGAGAGGGCCUCCUGUACGCUGGAACCAUUGAUUGUUUUAAGAAGACCUUAGCCAGAGAGGUGAAGUAUGCGGGACCCAUGGACUGUGUAAAACAGCUUUACAGAGCGUCUGGGAUCAGAGGAAUCUACAAAGGCACCGCUCUGACUCUCAUGAGAGAUGUUCCAGCGAGUGGGAUGUACUUCACGUCCUACGAGUGGCUGAAGAACCUCCUCACACCGGCAGGAAAAAGACUCGCUGUUGAGAUACCGGCCGGUUUGAAAGAGCUGCUGCAGGGCUACACGGUGGAGGUGCUCCGCCGCAGGCCGCCAGACCUGGUCGAGUUUGCCGUGCAGCACUUCACACGAAUUCUGGAGGGUCAAAGAAAUGACCAGAAAGCGAAGAAAUGCAGCGCCAAGCCCAAGAGGAAAGGAGUGACCUUUGAAGCGAACUCAAACAAGCCCAACAAGGACAAUGAAGAGGAGGAGGAGGAAGAAGAUACUGUUAGUGAGUAGUCCACCACCAGUAAAUACAACCGCAGAGUUUCAGUUUGUGCGGAGGCGUACAACCCAGAGGACGACGAGGACGAGGACACAGAGCCUCGGGUCGUCCACCCCAAAACAGACGAGCAGCGCCGCAGACUUCAGGAUGCCUGCAGAGACAUUUUACUGUUUAAAACGCUGGAGCAGGAGCAGUUCUCUGAAGUUUUGGACGGCAUGUUCGAGGUGUUGGUCAAACCUCAGGAACACAUCAUAGACCAGGGAGACGAUGGAGACAAUUUCUACGUGAUCGAGAAGGGCGUGUAUGAUAUUCUUGUGCAGAAGGACGGAGUGAGUGUGUGCGUUGGAAGGUAUGACAAUAAGGGUAGUUUUGGCGAGCUGGCUCUGAUGUACAACACGCCGCGAGCUGCCACGAUCGUUGCAACGCAGGAGGGCGCCCUGUGGGGCCUGGACCGAGCCACAUUUCACAGGCUGAUUGUUAGAAAUAAUGCGAAAAAGAGGAAGAUGUAUGAGGCCUUCAUUGAGUGUGUCCCUCUUCUGAGGUCUCUUGAGCUGUCUGAGAGAAUGAAGAUUGUCGAUGUUUUGGGAGCCAGAGUGUUCAAAGAUGGAGAGCGCUUAAUAACACAGGGGGACCAGGCUGACUGUUUCUAUAUUGUGGAAUCAGGAGAGGUGAAGAUAAUGAUAAAAAGCAAAACGAAGGCGGGCCAGCAGGACAAUGCAGAGGUUGAGGUGGCUCGUUGCUCUCGAGGGCAGUAUUUUGGGGAACUGGCACUGGUCACCAACAAACCUCGUGCAGCGUCAGUUUAUGCUGUGGGUGAUACCAAAUGUUUAGUAAUUGACAUCCAGGCUUUUGAGCGUUUGCUGGGACCCUGUAUGGAGAUCAUGAAGAGGAACAUUUCCCAGUAUGAAGACCAGCUGGUGGCUUUGUUUGGCUCCAGUGUUGAUUUAAAACACUAGAACGUGUAAUUUUAAAAUGAAGUAGUAUUUAAGUCAAACAUAGUGACAGUGCAUGUAACACGUGAUUAUCUCCCCUUUGAGGUAAAUGUAACAUACAGCCACUGUUUCAUAUUCGGCAAAAUGUACCGUUCCUUGUAUAACUCGGGUUAAAAAUGUUUCAGAUGUGAGUAAGAUACAUCUCAU